AGUAUUUGCUAAACUCAAAGACGAAACUUCUGCGUUGGGGUUGAAAUGUCAAGUUUACGAACUUUGUUGGCGGCUCUAUUCAUCUUUGCAGUAGCAUUUGAUCCAAGUGCAGUUAAUGCCAAAUUCUCCAACAGCAUGUAUUUCUACUGGGGUGCCCAUCAUUCGGCAAUACUGGGAAAUGGCGACGAUCUUCAACUUGUGUUGGAUCAAACUUCUGGCUCUGGUAUUAAAUCAAAGCGUCCAUUCCUAUUUGGAAGCAUUCAAAUGUUAAUCAAGCUGGUGCCUGGGAACUCAGCCGGAACUGUCACAGCCUACUACAUAUCCUCUUCUGGAGACAGACAUGACGAAAUAGACUUCGAGUUCUUAGGGAAUGCAUCGGGACAGCCAUACACCAUCCACACAAACAUCUACACUCAAGGAAAUGGAAGCAGGGAGCAGCAAUUCCGCCCCUGGUUUGACCCAACUGCUGAUUUCCAUAACUACACUAUACAUUGGAAUCCUACUGAAGUUGUGUGGUAUGUUGAUAGUGUGCCAAUUCGCGUAUUCCGCAACUACGAAAAUGAAGGGAUUGCUUACCCAAACAAACAGGGCAUGAGGGUUUACUCCAGCUUGUGGAAUGCUGAUAUCUGGGCAACUCAAGGUGGGCGAGUUAAGAUUGAUUGGAAAGUUGCACCAUUCAUAGCAAGAUACCGCAGUUUUAGGGCAAGGGCUUGCAAGUGGAAGGGAACAGUUAGCAUCAGUCAAUGUGCUUCCAACACCGCAGCUAACUGGUGGACAUCCCCCACCUAUAGCAAGUUGAGCAAUGCCAAAUUCGGACAGUUGACGUGGGUCAGAGAUAACUACAUGAUCUACGACUACUGCAAAGACACUAAGAGGUUCAAUGGAAAAACACCACCGGAAUGUUUUAAGCCACAGUUCUAAAAAUAAAUAUCCCGGCAACUCCAGUUACUUUUCCUGCCAUCAGCAUUCAAUGGAAAAAUAAAUUUUGCUUCGCUCUUUUUGCUUUGAAGUCGUUGAUUUUUCUUCUUUUUUCUUCUUGGCCUUUAUGUUUCAUGAUGCUGCUACCAAUUUCAUUGUUUCCGUUCAAUUCAAUUAAAAGUAAUAAUUGAUUUGAACAAUUAUUCCCAGAUAUGCAAUGUAUAUGAUAUAAAGUUUGAUUUUAAUUGCAGAUUGUGAAGAUUUUAAAACA
Messenger RNA from Populus nigra (black poplar), 1189 nucleotides. Its product is annotated as probable xyloglucan endotransglucosylase/hydrolase protein 26. Gene Ontology annotation, biological process: cell wall biogenesis; xyloglucan metabolic process. Gene Ontology annotation, molecular function: hydrolase activity, hydrolyzing O-glycosyl compounds; xyloglucan:xyloglucosyl transferase activity. The record is from RefSeq and is a predicted model, not a curated record. Bases 46 to 921 code for a protein of 291 amino acids. Lineage: Eukaryota; Viridiplantae; Streptophyta; Magnoliopsida; Malpighiales; Salicaceae. The transcript has 4 exons. Gene Ontology annotation, cellular component: cell wall; apoplast.